Hemicordylus capensis (graceful crag lizard) is the source of this 3836-nucleotide messenger RNA. It is a transcript of the gene DLAT, whose product is annotated as dihydrolipoamide S-acetyltransferase. The record is from RefSeq and is a predicted model, not a curated record. Bases 312 to 2246 code for a protein of 644 amino acids. Gene Ontology annotation, molecular function: dihydrolipoyllysine-residue acetyltransferase activity. Lineage: Eukaryota; Metazoa; Chordata; Lepidosauria; Squamata; Cordylidae. Gene Ontology annotation, cellular component: pyruvate dehydrogenase complex. Gene Ontology annotation, biological process: pyruvate decarboxylation to acetyl-CoA. The transcript is spliced from 14 exons.
CCCAAGACGGACGCAGCAGGAAGCACGCCUGGGGGACGCGCACGCGCGCCUCUGUAGGGCGGGGCUGCCCGCUCGCUCGCCUGCCUCCCUUCCUCCCCUCCCCGGGCGCGCUCGGCGGCCCCUUUUGCGACAGCGUCGCGCCCCCGCUCUCGCCGUACGGCGCUGCCCGCUCCGAGGAGGGAAGCGGGCGGGAGGUCAUCGCGGGCUGCUGAGGCUGCCCGGCGGCCGCGGCGGCUCUUCUCUCUUCCCUGCUGCUGCUGCUGCUGCUGCUGCUUCUUCCUCUCGUUUGUCUUCUGCUGGGCGGAGGCGGGAUGUGGCGCGUGUUGGCGAGGCGCGUGGCCCAGCAGUGCGCGGCCCCGCGGCGGGCCCGGCUGCCGGCGCGGGCGGAGGGGCCAGGCUGGCGCGGCGGCGCGGGCGCGGCGGCAGCUGGGGGGACGGGCCUGGCCUCCUCCGCCUGCCCCCUCUCCUGCUGGGGGAGGCCCCCCGGGGGGAAGACGCCGCCGCCGCAGCCGCCGCAGAGGGGCCCGCCCCGGCUCCAGCCCGCCCGGCACUGGUGCAGCCACCCGCCCCACCAGAAGGUGCCUUUGCCCGCCCUCUCCCCUACAAUGCAGAUGGGGACCAUUGCACGCUGGGAGAAGAAAGAAGGGGACAAAAUCAUGGAAGGAGACCUCAUAGCAGAGGUGGAGACAGACAAAGCAACUGUGGGGUUUGAGAGCCUGGAAGAAUGCUACUUGGCCAAGAUCCUGGUGGCAGAAGGAACGCGGGAUGUUCCCAUAGGAGCCAUAAUAUGCAUCACUGUGGACAAGCCUGAGCUUGUCGAUGCCUUCAAGAACUAUGCCCUGGAUCCAGCAGCAAGUGCAUCAGCAGCCUCAGUGCCUCCUCCUGCAGCAGCGCCAACUUCCUCCACGCCCCCAGCAGCAGCUCAGCCAUCCGCACAGGCUCCGGGCAGCUCCUAUCCUCCCCACAUGCAGAUUCUUCUCCCUGCUCUCUCACCCACCAUGACGAUGGGCACAGUUCAAAGAUGGGAGAAGAAGGUUGGGGACAAGCUGAGCGAAGGAGACUUGUUAGCAGAAAUCGAGACGGACAAAGCGACAAUAGGUUUUGAAGUGCAAGAAGAAGGCUACUUAGCAAAAAUCUUGGUGUCAGAAGGCACGAGAGACGUGCCCCUGGGAACCCCCCUCUGUAUCAUAGUGGAGAAGGAGGCUGACAUUCCUAUAUUUGCUGACUACAGGGAUGCUGGAAUAGUAGAUCUCAAACCACCAGUGCCACCACCUAGUCCCGCAGCAGUGGCGGCUGCUCCGUCUCUUUCGCCAGCAGCCCCUGCUUCUGCCAAGCUUCCUGGCCAUAAAGGGAGGGUCGUAGUCAGCCCCCUGGCAAAGAAACUGGCGGCAGAGAGAGGAAUUGAUGUUUCACAGGUGAAAGGUACAGGACCGGAUGGUCGGAUAACAAAGAAAGACAUUGACUCAUUUGUGCCAACUAAGGUUGCCCCGGCCCGGGUGGCAGAGGCUGUUCCUUUGGCUGCCCCAGCAGCAGCGGCUGCAGCCCCUCCCACAGGCGUCUUCACAGAUAUUCCCAUCAGCAAUAUUCGCAAGGUGAUUGCCCAGCGUUUGAUGCAGUCUAAGCAAACGAUACCUCACUAUUACCUCUCUGUUGAUGUAGACAUGGGAGAAAUACUGGUGCUAAGGAAAGAACUCAACCAGGAGAUGCCACAGAACACUAAACUUUCGGUCAAUGACUUCAUUAUUAAGGCUUCAGCUCUGGCUUGUAUGAAGGUGCCCGAAGCAAAUUCCUCUUGGUUGGACACAGUCAUUAGGCAAAAUCACGUGGUCGACGUCAGUGUUGCAGUCAGUACCCCAGCAGGACUUAUAACCCCAAUUGUAUUUAGUGCUCACAUCAAGGGACUAGCUUCCAUUAACAAAGAUAUUGUAACUUUGGCAACCAAAGCUCGCGAAGGCAAACUACAGCCGCAUGAAUUUCAGGGAGGGACAUUUACAGUCUCAAAUCUAGGAAUGUAUGGGAUUAAGAACUUCUCUGCCAUAAUCAAUCCCCCCCAGGCGUGCAUUUUGGCAGUUGGUGCUUCUGAGAAAAGGAUAGUUCCAGCAGAUAACGAAAAAGGGUUUGACGUGGCCAGUGUGAUGUCAGUCACGCUUAGCUGUGACCACCGCGUGGUAGACGGAGCCGUUGGCGCCCAGUGGCUCGCCGAGUUCAAGAAGCUCCUUGAGAAGCCAGCCACGAUGCUGCUAUAAUCUCGAGGCCCCCCAGGACUGACUUAGGUCACAUCACUUCAUUCUAAAGAAACUAUUUAUAUAUAUAUACAUACAUAUACAUAGUGUUUAGACUUUUAAACAAAUGUCCCUUUCUUUAUUUUUUAAAAAAAGAGAUAUUUAUGUAUACAGCUGCUGGUAAUUUUUAUUCUCGGCUGUACAGAUUAAAAUAGUUUGCAAGAGCUUUCCAGAGCCAAGUACAACUAUACUGAAUUUGCUAUGAAUUGGCAAAUGCUUUCCCUUCUAAAGUCCAAAGUGUUUGAAAUCAUGUGAAGGAGCAUAUGCUUGUGAGCAAGGGAACACAGGCCCACCCAGCAACCUGACCUGCCCCUUCCGUGCCCUCAAAAACAAGGAAGCUGGAUUGUGACGGGAAACAACAACUCCCAGACCAGACUCGGUGGCUGAAAUCUCCAGUCUAGCACUGGAGUGAGCCUGCCUGUUUGUGCACUGGUCUCUUAAUUAGUAGAGAUCUAGUCAAACAGGCCCCUUUAACAGUUCAUGGUUCAGUUUAUUUUGGGGGAUUCAGCGCUUCUAACACAGUAAGCAAGCUACAGUAUAUUCAGACUGCCCACAGGUAAAGCAGGCAAAGCCUGUUUUUGAACUGCACGUAUGCCUCUGAACAAACAUAUGUCCCUCCUGGUAAAUGCUCACAGUUCUAGCAUGUUUUCUGCAUCACAGCUUUCCUCUUGAAGAGGCAGUUUCCCUGCUAGGUUAGCAAAUUCUGCAUCACUUCAAGUGGGAGUCAUUGUGCAGGGACUUAGUGCCAUUACGGAGACACUGGAAUGUUGAACCAGCAUGGCCUCUUCAUUUGGAUUCCAACUUUAGAGUUUUGUGUCUUAAACAGUUUGACCUAGGAAGUUCUAAGCGGUCUGGAUCCAGCAGGGCCUUGUCCUUUCAUUUAAACAAGGCUUGUGCAGAAGACAUUGUCCUGCUGAAUUGUGCCCAGCGGCCUUGAUCCUGUGCCCUAGUCCCUUCAGUUAGACACUACUACCUUUCUUUGGAUUGGGGUCAUGGUUCUGUAAGAACUUUGUCUUACCCACUGCAGCCUCUUGGAAGUGGCAGAAUUUCUUUGGACAUGUAUAUAGUGUACAAAAUGAAAUUGCUUGAAGGGGUUUCUUUUGGUUGAGAUUGUGGCCAAAUGCAUUUAUCAUUAUGUCCUCUAAUGGGAAGGAUGCAUUAAUGGAAAACUCUCCUGUUUUUGCUUUCCAAAGGAAAUACACGUUUUAAAAGAGGAUCAUGUGUAGCUGCUGAGUGACAUGACCCAAAGAGCCAAAUAGACAAACAAAUAUACCCCAAAUUACUCUGUACCAUAUGCAUUGCAUUAAGUAUUGUCUCUUGUAGUUGUGCUACCAAAUCCACUAAAAAUAACAUUCAAGGAUGAUACUGUGGACAUUAAAUAUUUUUCUGAGACCUAAACGAAUGUUUUGUUGGUUCAGUUGCAGUUAUACCUAGAAACUUGCAUUUGUUUUUGGUGAGAAGCAAGUUGCACUUAACCCUAUUUCAAAUUGUCCAUACUCUUGUUCCAGGCUGGCUAAGUUGUGUUGCAUUAAAUGUUUGGCGUUUCAGACUGUU